UUCAUUGCGUCAUUCAGUGUCCUGACGCCCCAUCCGAGAAUAGUAUAUAAACCGAAUCCACCAACAGUCAGACAUCAUUCACUCGACACACUCAGAUCAACAGAUCAACAGAUCAACAACCACUAUCAUGGCAUUCAAGUUCGUAACCCUGUUCGCUCUGUUGGCGGCUGCCAACGCUGGAUUCAUCCCAGCUCACCAACCACUGGCCUACGCGGCGGCUCCAGUUCUGGCCAAAACCAUCAACGCUGAAGACGACCCUCAUCCUCAAUACAACUUCAACUACGACGUCCAGGAUGCGACGACCGGCGACUUCAAGAGCCAAUACGAGUCCCGCGACGGAGAUUCAGUCCAAGGCAGCUACAGCCUCCUCGAAUCUGACGGAACACGCAGAACUGUCGACUACACCGCAGACGGUAUCAACGGAUUCAACGCCGUCGUCCGCAAAGAACCCGCUCAAGUUGCCGUGAAAUCCGUAGCACCAGCUGCCGUUGCAGUCAAAUCCGCUCCAGUCGCAUACGCUGCACCCGCUGCAUACGCCACCCACUACGCUGCGCCCGCAGCCUACACCACCCACUACGCCCAACCAGCUGCCUACGCUACUCACUACGCCCAACCAGCUGCCUACGCUACCCACUACGCUACACCAGCAGUUGCUAAGCUCGCUGCACCAGUCGCCUACGCCGCUCCUGCUGCCAUCGCCACCCACCCCGUCGCCAAAAUCGCCACCCCAGUCGCUGCAUACGCUGCACCUACAGCCUACUCUACUCACUACGCUCAACCCCUAGCCUACACCACCCACUACGCCAACCCAGCCAUCGCUAAAGUAGCUGCCCCAGUUUCUUACGCCGCCCCCGCUGCAUACGCUGCUCACUACGCUGCACCAGCUGCAUACGCUACCCACUACGCCGCACCUGCAGCCUACGCCAAAGUUGCAGCUCCUCUGGCCUACCACGCACCAGCUGCUUACACCACGUACUCCGCCCCUGCUGCUCUUUACCACCACUAAUUAAAAUAAUUAAAAAUUAAUGUCAUUACUUUUGUACAAUAACGACUUGAUAUUAAAUUCAAAUAAAUAUUUAUACCUAAA
Messenger RNA from Cotesia glomerata, 1087 nucleotides. Its product is annotated as cuticle protein 21-like. NCBI's taxonomy places the organism in Eukaryota, Metazoa, Arthropoda, Insecta, Hymenoptera, Braconidae. Gene Ontology annotation, cellular component: extracellular matrix. The coding region runs from base 128 to 1006 and encodes 292 amino acids. The transcript is spliced from 2 exons. The record is from RefSeq and is a predicted model, not a curated record.